This is a messenger RNA of Procambarus clarkii (red swamp crayfish), 2196 nucleotides long. The record is from RefSeq and is a predicted model, not a curated record. Lineage: Eukaryota; Metazoa; Arthropoda; Malacostraca; Decapoda; Cambaridae.
AUGCCUCAGCUGGACAUCAGAGCGCAUGCUCACCUGCAGGAGGACAGACAACAUGCGCACCUGCUGGAGCAGACCUUUACACAGAGUGAGGGGAGCCAGCUGGUGUUCUCUCUGGCUCAGGAAGAUGAUGGACCAAUGGACCUGACCUCAGCGAGGAGUGCUCCAGCAGGGGUCACUGUGACGACACCAGACACCAGCGUUGACGAUGGCACUCGUCCCCACGUGGGGGUGAAGACUGCAGGAGAGAAGCUGGAGGAGAGCGAGGAGUCCGGUGAGGCCGAGGGAGAGACACUCCAGAGCGGUAUUGAUAUUGACGUUAGUGUCAGCAAGUGGAAGCUCCUGAUCAUGGUUAAUGGGAAACAGGUGGCGGUGGAGACCAUGGUUGAGUCAGAGGUGAGGAUGAUGAGGAAGGGCGGAGUGUACCUGACGGUGCUCCACCCGGCCACCGCCUCCCUCCUCCACUACUCUAGACACAGGACUUUUGAGGACUCCGCUGACCAGGAGCUGAGGCGAGUCUUGGAGGGCGUCCAGCCAGGCCGGAUAGUGGUGGUGGCUGCCAUGCACGACGGGUUCGCAGGCUUGUCAGAAGCAGUUGUGCACCUGCUGGCACACCUGGGGUCAAAGGUCGUCACAGAUGGCACCGUCGGUGACAGGUGGGCGUGGGUGUGGACCAAGGGGGGGCGGACGUGGGCGGAGGGGGCGGUGUUCUCCACCAGGAACCCCAGGUUUGUGUAUCAGGGCGGCCCUCUACACCUGCACGCACACCUGCCCACCGCCCCCUUCACAGGGAGUGGGUGUGAGGGCGUGUGGCCGCGGGGCGGGACGUGGGCGGCCAGGCGUCGCUUCUGUCACAGUUAUGAGGGCUACGGUGACCUGUGCAGCUGUCACCAUCCCCGCCCUCUCCCACCCACGCCCACACAGGUGAGAGCGGCGGGGGUCGGCGUCAUCCCCACCGUGGUGGUGGCCAGCGUCAGGCCUCUACUGCUGGACAGGUGCCUGCGUCGACUGAUGUCUGUGGCUGGCAGCGACCCUGGGCUGACGCUGGUGGUGGCUGACGGCCAUCCUGACGGUGGCCUGCGAGAGGUCGCUGCCUUGGUCAACCUUUAUGGAAUGAAGUUUAUGGGUCACGACGCUGGAGGGCGGGACGUGACGCUGCGGAUCACCCGUCACUACAAGGUCACCAUGGACGCCGCCUUCACCACCUUCCCCUGGGCGGACAAGGUCAUCAUCCUCGAGGAGGACCUCUACGUCGCCCUCGACUUCUACAGUUACUUCGCGCAGACGGCCCCCCUGAUGGACCGGGACCCGAGCCUCUACUGCGUCUCAGCCUGGAACGACAUGAGUCAGGCUGGUGCCGGCGGCGACCCGACCCUCGUGCUGCGGGUGGACACCAUGGCGGGCCUCGGCUGGCUCCUCUCCAGGAGGGUAUAUGAGGAUGUCAUGCCCAACUGGCCACCCUAUGACAAGUUGGCGGACUGGGACAUGUGGCUGAGACUGCCGGAGAACCAGAAGGGGCGGGAGUGCCUGGUGCCCGAGGUCUCCAGGACCUUCCACUUCGGCGUCACCGGCGCCCACCUCACAGCGUACUUCCAGAGCAACUACUACGCCCACACCGCCCUCAACACCGCCCCAGACGUCACUCUCAGGGACCUCCACAGGCUGGAGCCCGCCGCCUACGACCUGCAGCUGACGGAGCUGCUGGCCGGCGGGCGGCACCUGGACGGUGGCGCCACCAACCCCUGCAGCACGCAACUGCUGCCCCGCAACUCUAGCACCCACCAUGUACUCUGGAUCAAGAUGAACGAGAUAGCAGAUGACUACACCUACAAGGGAGUAAUGAGUUGUCUGUUGCUGUGGGACCUGGACGUGCGCGCCCACCACAAGUUGCUGUGGAGGCUACGGUGGCGAGGGACCCCUCUCCUCGUCGUGGGCUGGCCCGCCUCGCCCUUCUCGUCCAUGAAGCCCAAGGAGGUGCAGGUCCUUAUACGGUACGACCCUGGUGGUGCAGGCGUGGACCCCCCGGUGUACCAGUACCUGCCCUCCAGUACCACCACCUCCCACCAGUACCUACCGUCCAGUACCACCACCUCCCACCAGUACCUGCCAUCCAGUACCACCACCUUCCACCAGUACCUGCCGUCCAGUACCACCACCUCCCACCAGUACCUACCGUCCAGUACCACCACCUCACACUAG